Messenger RNA from Crotalus tigris (Tiger rattlesnake), 2322 nucleotides. Its product is annotated as vomeronasal type-2 receptor 26-like. Gene Ontology annotation, cellular component: membrane. Gene Ontology annotation, molecular function: G protein-coupled receptor activity. The coding region runs from base 1 to 2322 and encodes 773 amino acids. NCBI's taxonomy places the organism in Eukaryota, Metazoa, Chordata, Lepidosauria, Squamata, Viperidae. Gene Ontology annotation, biological process: G protein-coupled receptor signaling pathway. The record is from RefSeq and is a predicted model, not a curated record. The transcript has 5 exons.
AUGGUGAUGUUUAUGGCAUCAGUGCUAGUGAUACUGGUGUUUGAAGCCGCCUAUAACAGUCAUCCUGUGAAAUGCCCUAUAAGUCUCCCUCUUGCUUUUCUUCACAAAGAUUACCAUCCUGGUGACUUUAUCAUUGGUGCUAUUCUCUCUCAGAUCUAUGUAUUUCCCCCUUCAGCAACCUUUGAAAGAAAUCCCUCUUCUGAUGUGUUUGACAAUGUCAUCAAUUUCCAUCCCACCUGGACUUUCCGUGUGUCACUGGAACUUCUUUCCACACAGGGCAAGUUUAUCCCUAACUACAAGUGUGAUAUGCAGGCUAAUUUGGCAUCGGUGAUUGGAGGUCCUGAUGCUGGUGUGUGUCACUACAUGGCAAUCAUUUUGUACAAUUACAAGAUUCCGCAGUUGGCCUAUGGGUCCUCACCAGUGAUGAAUGACAUAUCCCAAAAAGUUUUCCUUCACCAAAUAUUUCCAGACAUCAACCAACAAUAUAAGGGGAUCCUCCAAGUACUGCUUUAUUUCCAGUGGAUAUGGAUUGGAGUGAUUUUCUAUACCAAUGUCAGUGGAGAAAAAUUUGUAGAAAAUCAGCUCCCCAUGUUUGUCCAGGCAGGUAUCUGCUUUAAUUUUAUAGAAACAUUUCCACUAGUAAAUUUUUCAACUGAAAUCACUAAAAUGGUUGCAGAAGGAGAAAAAACUACUAGGCUCAUUAUGGAAGCCACUACUAAUGUAGUUGUUGUACAUGGAGAAAUUCAAACAAUGGUGGUUUUAAGGGCAAUGCUUCAUAUCUCUGAAUUUGAAGAAAUCCCAAUGAAAACCAAAGUAUGGAUUUUCAUAGCCCAGAUGGAUUUCACAUCAAUGUCUUUUCAACGAAGCUGGCCAAUUGAUUUCCUGCAUGGUGCGCUCUCUUUUGCAGUCCACAGUGAGGAAGUGCUGGGAUUCCAUGAGUUCCUUCAAUACAGGAAGCUGACAUUGGAACAAGAAGAUGGUUUUUCUAGGGAUUUCUGGAAAGAGGCAUUUCAGUGUUCUUUCUCCACUGUUGCUGGAGAACCAAUGGAAGAAGAUAUCUGCACUGGAGAAGAGAACCUGGAUCAACUUCCUGGGUCAAUUUUUGAAAUGAGCAUGAGCAGCCACAGCUACAGCAUCUAUAAUGCUGUCCAUGUAGUGGCAGAAGCUUUACACAAUAGGCACUCCUCUGCAAUGAAAAAAGUAGCAAGACGAAAUGAGCAGAGACAACAGUUUCUCAAACAACAACCUUGGCAGCUUCACCACUUCUUAAGAAGUGUUUCAUUUAACAACAGUGUUGGAGAAAUGCUUUCCUUUAGUUCCAAAGGGGAAUUAAUAGCAGGAUUUGAUAUUAUCAACUGGAUCACAUUUCCAAAUCAGUCCUUUGUUAGAGUCAAAGUUGGGAAAAUGGCACCACAGAAUGCCCCUGACUUGGAUGAUUGUUUUCAGUGUCCAGAAGAUCAGUAUCCCAACAAAGACCAGAAUCUGUGCCUUCCAAAGAAUAUCAGCUUCCUUUCAUUCGAAGAACCUUUAGGAAUCGCACUCACUGUUCUUGCCCUUUUCUUUUCUUUUCUCACAGCUUUGGUGCUUCAACUCUUCAUUAAGCACCAGGAGACUCCCAUUGUCAAAGCAAACAAUCAGAACCUCAGCUAUAUUCUCCUCAUUUCCCUCUUAUUUUCUUUCAUUUGCACUUUGCUUUUUAUUGGACAGCCCACAAAGCUUAUGUGUCUCCUUCGACAAACAGCUUUUGGCAUUAUCUUCUCAAUAGCCAUUUCUUGUGUUUUGGCCAAGACUAUUGUUGUGGUCCUUGCCUUCAUGGCAACCACACCAGGAAGUGGAAUGAGAAAAUGGUCUGGCAAAUACUUGGCCAACUCCAUUGUUCUUUCCUGCUCUUUUAGUCAAGCCUUGAUUUAUAGUGUGUGGUUGGUCACUGCUGCCCCUUUUCCUGAUGUUGACAUGCACUCCCUGAUAAAAGAAAUUAUUUUGAAGUGUAAUGAAGGAUCUGUUACCAUGUUUUACAUUGUCCUGGGCUUUUUGGGCUUCCUGGCUACCUUCAGCUUCUCAGUGGCCUUCCUGGCUAGGAACUUGCCUGACUCUUUCAAUGAAGCCAAGUUUAUCACCUUCAGCAUGUUGGUCUUCUGCACAGUCUGGGUGUCCUUUGUUCCAACGUAUUUAAGCACAAAAGGCAAGUACAUGGUGGCCAUGGAGAUUUUUUCCAUCUUGGCCUCCAGUGCUGGUUUAUUGGUCUGCAUCUUUUCCCCCAAAGUGUAUAUUCUUCUGCUGAGACCUGAGCUGAACUGUAGGAAGCACUUAAGGAGAAAAUAA